Molecule: messenger RNA, 1831 nt
Organism: Chelonus insularis
Lineage: Eukaryota; Metazoa; Arthropoda; Insecta; Hymenoptera; Braconidae
Exons: 9
Coding region: 327-1757 (476 amino acids)
Biological process (GO): peptide cross-linking
Molecular function (GO): protein-glutamine gamma-glutamyltransferase activity
Source: RefSeq, a predicted model, not a curated record
CUUUGAUUUAUUUCAAGGGAUAUUACAAUAGUAAUUUCUUUAGAUCAAUUAAUAAGUCAUAAAAUAGUAAUUAAAGUAUCUUAUUAGAACGACAAUGCAAUUUAUCAGAAUUAAAUACCAUAAAAUACUGCAUAAACAUUAAAAGAGUGGGGAAACAACCUAUUUUUCGGAUCAUAUAAAAAUUGGUUCCUCGAAAUUGAACAGCACUCACCAGCAGUUCUUUGUUCUAACUAGCAAAGCUUGUGUGUUAAUCAACAAUCUCCAAAACCUUUUUGGAAUCUAUCAACUUUUUUGGAAUUAUACCAAGAUAAACCAAUCUAUCCAAAAUGUCUAAAGCAUUGAGAUCAGCCAUCAACAGCACCUUCGGUAAUACCAUCAACACCCGAUCAAGUGGCAAAAGCAAAAAUUCAAAAUCAAUCAAGGACGAGAGCAAAUCCACUCGCGAUUUCCUUGAGAAGGAGAUCUACAACAGCCAACAUAAAGAUGAGAUCAAAGAAAUGAACCAACUCAUUUCAUACGGCGAAAGUGAUGGACAAUCAAUUGGCACUUCUGAGGAGGAAGUUGAAAAUGAGUACGGUCAGCAACAAUCAGGACAAGAAAUCACCACGGUGGGAGAGCCAUGCUAUGUUAGUCAAGAGAGUGGACAAGCAUGUCUUGCUGUACAAGAAGAAGAUGCGUUGUCAGGAGAUGAGAUCUAUCAACAACAUAGUGGACAACAAGAGGAAAGCCCUGUACAACAAUCAACUGAAGCAUGUUAUGGUAGCCAGGUAGUUCAAUCCAUCAACCCAACUGAAGACAGCCAACAAUCCACCGUUGCUGCCCCUGAAGAAGCUGCAGCUGGAGUUAUCUGCACUGAAUCUGUUCAAGAAGUUGAAGAGAUCAAGAUUGUUGAAGAAACUAAAAUCACCAAAAAAACCUCCAUUGUUUCUCAAGAAACACAGAAAGUUUCUCAAUCUGUUGAUCAAACUGAUGAAGCUUGUGAGAUGGAGAAAGAUUCUGAAAUCGUUAAAGAAGUUGAACCUGUUGUAAAGACCGCUGAUGUUUCCGAACAAUCUCAAUCCAUCCCUGAACCUGUUGUUGCCGUGUGUUACGGUGCUGAACCAGUAGUAACCCCAGUUGAAGAUAUCAAAAAAUCCUCUGUUUCUACUAAAUCUCAAAAAACUGAAGAUGCUGAUGAUGCUGCGAUCAAAGAAAUUGAUGCUGCUGAAUGGUGUGGAGUUAAAGAAGUAUCCGAAAUUACCAAAAAAGAAGUAACUCAAUCUUUGACCACCAAAACAACUGAGAUCCAUCAAGAUUCCAGCAAGAAAGUUCCUGUUGCUGAAAAAUGCAGUGAAAAUAUUGAAACUGAAACCAAACCCGAAUUGAAAGUUGAGAUGUCUCUUGAAGCAAAAUCCAAAUUCUCAGCUACAAUUGAAGAAGACUCUGAAGUUUUGAUCACAGCCAAAUUCGUCAACCCAUUGUCAACUCCAUUAACUGAUGGAAAAUUCUGGAUUGAGGCUGACAACUUGGGCAAACCAUACUGCUUCGAAAUCCCACAUAUCGAUGCUGGCGAAACAGUUAUCUGCCGUGCUUUGAUCUUCCCAACAUCUGCUGGUUAUGAAUUCAUCGUCGCUAGAUUUAUCUCACGUGAAAUCAAGAGAAUCAUUGGAUUCACCAACAUUCGUGUGAGCCGUGCUGCCCUAUCUGAAUCAACCAAUGAAAAAAUUGUUGUGCCUAAAAUUGUCAACCAAGAAAUUAACGCAACUAAAAAAAUGUAAUUGUUGAUACCUUCAACGAACUGAUUUCAUCAUAACACAUUUUAUUCAAAAUAUUUAUUUAUUUCUACUAUAAU